Oncorhynchus keta (chum salmon) is the source of this 4244-nucleotide messenger RNA. RefSeq names its product protein shisa-8-like. The coding region runs from base 2244 to 3668 and encodes 474 amino acids. NCBI's taxonomy places the organism in Eukaryota, Metazoa, Chordata, Actinopteri, Salmoniformes, Salmonidae. The transcript is spliced from 5 exons. Gene Ontology annotation, cellular component: AMPA glutamate receptor complex; dendritic spine membrane; postsynaptic density. Gene Ontology annotation, biological process: regulation of short-term neuronal synaptic plasticity; regulation of AMPA receptor activity. The record is from RefSeq and is a predicted model, not a curated record.
AAGAAGCUCUGUGCGAGGGACAAGGGAAACAGAGGAAUACACGUUUGAAGAAAAACAAAGAGGGGAUGGAAUGAAAAAAAGCAUCCUACUGCUGUUGGUUAUCCUGUUUCAUCCCAUUUCUGUUGGAGAAUUCCAUAAGCAAAGAAACAGAGAAAACACAUACAUGUGAUAUAUAUAUAAAAUUCCUAUACAUAUAUAUCAAAUUAUGCCUGUUUUCACAGAAGCUGCUUUUGGGGAAGGACUGUGUUGAGGUCCCUUGCAUAACAAUUGGAAGACUGCUUUAAUGUGCAGCAUUUGGUAAAAACUGUUGCAUAUUAAUGCUUUUUUGCAAAUGAGCGUGAUAAAAGACCACAAACAACACAAACAGCUUUGCUGCAGUCCCAUUUUUGAAGGCUUCUUGAAAACAGGAUUUUGCAUUGCCUUGUGUUGUCGCCUCUCCAGUUAUCCUGCGCUUGGAACAGGCUGGGGAGUUGAGGCUUGGGUGUGUUGCAUGGACCGCAGUCCACAGGCUCAGUAAUACCUUCCUGUAUUCACAGCAGUAACACGGCAGAAAGCCUGCUCUUUAGUUGUGUCUGAAAGAGGGAGAGGUAAGUGAGGAAGACAGAGGCAAGCAGAGAGCAAGAAACAACAUAAAGCAUCAGAGAGGGAUUAUGGAGUCGUGGUAAAUAAAACGAAGACAAGGAAAACGAGGAAGGGACUACAGUAGAGAAGUGGGACACUACAUAGAAAUGUAAUUACACCACAUGCUCAAAAGUGAGCUUCUCAUAAAUUUAGACGAGGGAGGACUAGACUCCACAGGCUGGGGGGAUUGUUCAGCACGCUGCCCUUGUCAUUCCCCUAUCCCCUGCUUGGUAGCACUUGUGGGGUUGUAGUUGUCUGGCAGCAGAGCUGUAUUGGUGACCCCAUCCUUUUAGGUUCCCUCUCAGGUGUGGUGUGGAGCCGAUCCGACAGCACCAAGAGAAACCCACAACAACAGAGAGUGACUGGACCCCGAUCCCUCUAAACCCAUUAAGCCAAACUGACACUGACGGAGCGCUGUCGCCUAUGGAUUUGAAUGUGUGUGUGUGUGUGUCUGUGAGAGUGUGUGCAUGUGUGUGUGAGCGUGUGGGAUAAAGGCUGCCUGCCUCAGGUGCUGAGGACUGCUUUUAAAUCUGGACUAAAUCAUCAUUUCAGUUUAGAUCUCGUUGGACAAUAUUGAAGAACUGCAGGCUGUGCUUUCGCUGGAGGGGGUGGAAACAAAAACCCACAUACUUUUUUUUUUCUGGCAUAAUACAAUAUUGAAGACCAAUUGUAGAAUAGCAUCUAACUGGAAUUGCACAUCUGGAAAAGAAAGGAAUGAGAGCAUCAUGUUGCACUUAGUAAAGGGAUUAAAAAUGUCUACAAGAAAAAUAACAAAGAAUCAAAUGAACAUUCAGGUGGAGACCAGGCAGUUGCUAGAGGCAAGAUAAUCUGAGAGGUGAAUAUCAACAACUAACAUAUUUAUAGAUUAUGACAAGUGGAUUAUCUAGACGUUCCAGUGCUUUGCCCUUUCCCCCUCUUCAGCAUUGAUUAAUGCUUGGCAGGGCAAUUAUCAAAAUCUGUGUGUCCCUCUCCUAAAUGAAGACGUUUACAGAAAGGAGCUUGGAGCCUUGAGGAAUCUGCUUUUCCGCUGGCGCUGUUGGGAUUCCAAAUCUCUCUGGUUUACAGAUAACAUUUUUCCUAUUGUGGUGAGAUUUCUUUUAAAUGCCACGGGCCAGUUAAUUUCUGGGUGACACCUCCUAAACUGGAGGUGCUCCAGAUUUCAGAUCACAUCUGCUAUUGACAUUUGGCAGAAAAGGGCGGUAUUUUUGCAACGCUGCCAGAACUGUGUGUCUGAGUCUGGGACUGAAUCACUGGGGACUCAUUUGUGAGGAGCAGGUUGAGAUUCGAGGUUAGUUUGUUUCACUUACUUGCUCAUCCCCCUUCUUGAUGGCAAUUUAUUACUUCACACUGAGCCUCCUGUACCUGAGUGUCGUAAUAACUCUCAGCAAGGUAAUUGAAAGCUCUUAUUCUUUCAGGCAGCUGCUAUGAAUAUAGGCUAAUCCAUAAGCUCUCAACUCCUUUUCAAAUCUCUAGUGUAUGAAAUACCGAAAAGGCUAUUUUUCCAUGUCAAUUUUUUUUGGCCAGUAAGAAGCCUGCGUUUCUGAAGUUGGUGUUAAAUUGGCCUGAAACAGCUUUGAGACACUUCAGCAACUGAACAGAAGCAGCAUCCACAAGUAUCAAACAUGGCUGCCCAUUCUGUGCUCAUCUGCCUCGCCUUCAGCUUUCUGCUGGGCUUCACUUCACUGGGCCAGAACUCUAGGGAGGCUGGGGCCGAUGCCCAGGCCACCAACCAGACGGCAGCCACCUCUAAUUCUCUGGAGGCUACGCUGGCCACUCCGGUAGCGGAGGACCAGACCAUCCCAAUGAUAGGCAGCCGCUGCCGGGGCUACUACGACGUCAUGGGCCAAUGGGAUCCACCGUUCAACUGCAACGCGGGCGUCUACCUGUUCUGCUGCGGCUCCUGUUUUUACCGCUUCUGCUGCCAGUUUAAGGUGCACAGCCUGGAGCAGGAGUCCUGCUCCAACUAUGACACACCCGUCUGGGCCAACACCGGCAAGCCGGCAGCCCCCGUCACUGAGGUGCAGGAGGAGCCCGACCGAGACCGCACCCACAUGAUCGUCUACAUCAUCUGUGGCGUGGUGGCCAUCAUGGUGCUGGUGGGCAUCUUCACCAAGCUGGGCCUGGAGAAGAGCAGAGGAGGCCAGACAGACAUGACCAACUCUAGGGCCUUGACAGAGUUGUUGAAGCAGCCCGGAGAGGUGGGCGGAGUGGGCGGGGCCGGGGGUCACCACCCCAUAGGGACCAAUGGGAUCUCUGGCAGGUCACUGCGCAGCAACAACGAUCACAACCACCUGAAUAACGCUGCCCUCUCACCCCUGGGUCCAGCGAUGGCACUUUCCCACCCUCACAACAACCUUGGUCUGGGCUUUAACAAGUGCGCCUCCCUCAAGGCUGUGGGGGUUUGGCCACUGGAUAACAGAGCUCUUACUGUAUCUGAACAAAGGAGGACAUUGUUGAGGUCUCUGGGGGUACCAGCAGAUACGGCAGCAAGAGACUACUACAAGGGCUACCCGAUGGUGGACUACUCCCGCCACCACUCCUCGCCCCCCACCUUCCAGCCCAUCGCCUUUCACAAGGACAAGCCCUUCCUGCCCCCUCCAGACAUCCACGCCCCACUGGCCAUAACCAUCACCGCCGCCCAGCUCCCCAAGCCCAAGGUCUCCAAGACUAACACCCACCCGCUUACCUCCAGCUCAGCCUUCAAAGUCUGGGACCCUAGUAAGGGCCAUGUCCAGCAUCCAACGGCCUCCCACAUCGGGCAGGCACAGCAGCAGCAUCCGCAGCAUUCGCAGCAUCCUCAGCAUCAGCAGCAUCAGCAGCAUCAGCAGCAUCAGCAGCAUCCGCAACAUCAACAACAUCAACAACAUCAACAGCAGUUACAUCAACAGCCCAACAGCCGCCGGCAGGCCUACUCCAACAAGCGGCAGUUCAGCAUUGAGACACUCCCGGAACUCUUCUCCCAGCCCCUGGGCUAUGGACAGUCGCCCCACAUGCACCCCAAAAACAAAGGGCUGCCCACCAACAGCAAGACAGAGGUCACAGUCUGAGCAUGAACGUUUGGAGAGUAGGAAAGCAAGAAAAGAGUCUAUAGGACUGGGAGUAAGGCCUGGGAGCGAGAGCUUUUUGUAUGAAUCAAUGUCGUGUUGAUGGCUGGGGGGAUGAACAGGGACAGGCAAUCUUCUAUUGCUAUUUUAAUUGCAGGUUUUCUUUGUUAUUGAUAAUGAAACACCCAAAACGGAAGGUAACGAUCACAUGAAGUGACUCGCUCUCUCUAAACCUGGUUCCUUUAAAUUCCCUCUCUGUCCCAGCGUCCUCCCUGUUUUGUUUUGGUCAAUCUCCUCUUUUCUCCCACUGGCACCACUACUCUACAAAUCCCUACCCCCCCCACACACACUUACACACUCUCCUACUGUUUGCAGCCUGUCAGAGUGGUACACAUGGGUAAAGCACCUCCAGGACCCUGAACAACAGCAGUGACAAUGCCAUUGUCUUGUCAGCUCCCAUCACCCUCCAUCCAGAACAGAGUGAGAUACCAUUCUGGCAAAUCUGUACGAGCGAGCGAGAGAGAGAGAGAGAGAGAGAGAGAGAGAGAGAGAGAGAGAGAGAGAGAGAGAGAGAGAGAG